Molecule: messenger RNA, 1859 nt
Organism: Paramacrobiotus metropolitanus
Lineage: Eukaryota; Metazoa; Tardigrada; Eutardigrada; Parachela; Macrobiotidae
Product: balbiani ring protein 3-like
Exons: 8
Coding region: 397-1239 (280 amino acids)
Biological process (GO): positive regulation of protein autophosphorylation; positive regulation of cell population proliferation
Cellular component (GO): membrane
Molecular function (GO): growth factor activity; growth factor receptor binding
Source: RefSeq, a predicted model, not a curated record
AUGCGAUAUAAUAAUAACACAACUUUACGGUACCGCACCAACAAGCAGCACAACCCAACAACUGUCGCUUGUGCACUAACGUGCGCACGCGUAUGAAGAAACCUAAUCUUUCUCUGAUCUAAAUUCAUGAGUGCAGAACAUAAUAAAACAAUUUUAUAAAUUUUUGCAGAUUCUGAGUACAGUUCGUUGUAAAAUACGUGAAGAAUUCUUUGUGUGUCACCUUUUGAGCACAAUUUCCAGAGACAGGAUUAUUCCGCGGAACAGACCGAUUCAUUGAUCGGAUUUGUAUACGCCAAAAAUAAUUAUGCCGUAUUGAAAAACCUAUAUUUUUUUGGGAAAACCAGAGGGCUUGAACGUUUCCUGUGAAGUUUAUCUAUUGGACAAAUUUAUUUAGUCAUGGAAUAUCUUUGGAGAUGCUUCCAGAUACGUUUCUUUCUGUAUUGCGCACUAGUGUGCGGAUAUCAGUCACCUACGACCUUCGCCGGUGAUGUUCCGGUGAAUCCGAUAGACGCUUUGAAAGAACUCGCGCUGAUGUCGUUUGACGAAGUUGUGCAGAAGUAUGGAACAAACGCAGCAAUCGCACCAAACGAGCCGCAGCCGCUGGCCGUAUCGCUUCAGAUUGGUUCAGGGCGGCAUUACACGCGACGUCCAAAUGAUCCUGGUUCAGGAUUGUUCCGGAUGGCAGAGGCGAUUUCAUAUUAUCCCGGUUCGCAGCCAGUUGAGGAGGUGCCGGUAGCAGAAAAUCCAGGUUGCAUGCCACGAGAAACUGUCAUUGAAAUGCCGAAUCAAAAUUCGGCGCAAGUAGUUUAUCCUGCUGGGACUAAAGUGAAGCGUUGCACAGGAGUUUGUGGACAUUCCAAUUUGUUGUGCCAGUCCACAUCUUCCCGUACGGUACAAAGAAAGGGAUUGAUUCUGGUCUACAAGAGCGGAAAACUAUCUCCAUCUGGAUAUCAAACCUUUAAUUUGACGGAAGAUCUGAGCUGUGGUUGCCGGUGUUCGCAAAGUCCAGAUGAAUGCAAACCGAAUCAAAAAUACGAGCCGUCAAACUGCAAAUGCAUGUGCAGAAAUCAUGAUGACAGCGUCAUGUGCGGUCCACACAGAGUGUGGGAUCACGUGGAGUGCAAAUGCAAAUGUCCGAAAACGUGCAGAGCAUGUGUUUCAGGGACGCAGUUCGACGAUUAUCUUUGUUCAUGCGUUCCCACCGGAUCGCGAGCGGUGAGACCAGGAAGGAGAAACUGAUCCUUUCUUGCACAGCACGUGUAAAAGUAUUUCUUCGCCACUGCAUUAGCAGAUGCAGAUAGGAACUGUAAUUACAUUGUGGGUCCAGUACCUGGGGCCUACAGCUAGUACAGCAGCAAUGAACGUACUGUACAAUACACUAGUCGGUAGUUGUACUGUACGCAUUAGUGCAAUAAUAAAUUGCAGACGAACAACCUUUUAUUGGUUUGCCGCAAUCGCGAUUUCGUGAAAUAUCAGCUGGUUUUUUGUUUUUUAUGCUCGUGCCUACAUAAAUGAAAUUUUUAAUUUGUGGUAUACUUGCGAAUUCUCUAACCUGUACAAGUAGAAUAUGGCAUCGUAAAAUGGUCACGAUUUCGAAGUCCAGACUUCACAGGAAGAGCGAAACUGACGCAGACACUUUUUAUUUCUUAAUCAUAUAAAUAUUUUGUGCUGCUGCAGAUUUGUGGUUUAGCUGAUGUCCUCAGUUGUAAUAAAUUUUUCAUUCACCCGAACCUAUAGAAACGAUGUUUUCGUGAGAAUUCCAUAAUAGUUUGCCAAAAAAUUUUGAUGUCCCAUUGCGAUAUAAUUUCGUUUUAUCAUUUGUUCGCUGGUAAUAAAAUUCGUUGAAACCCCCGCCGUCC